AUGGAUUACUUUGGCUGGCGGCGUGUUGAUCACGUCGGGCAAAUGACAAACGGCAUUAAUAUGCUCAAAGUAGCAGCAGAAGAGAUUUCUGAUAUUGUGCUUCGUUUGCCUGGCUUGUUGCUUCUUGAACUAUGGUGGAGGAACAAAGAUGUGAGCUUUGAAGAGAUUACACAAGAAAUGCUUUCUAAGGCUCCCUUCAAUUCUUACUUCGAUAUUUCAACUAUCCUGGAUUUUGUCCAUCGCCGAGAUUUCGACCAAUCAGCUGCUAUCAUUCUAAGCAAUUCAGUUCUAAUAAUCAGUGCUCUACUCAUAUCUCUUCCACUUUCAAAAUUGUUUCGUAUGUAUGCAUGCGCCAUGAGCGUUUUUGUUUUCGCAUUUGCUCACUACUUAUCCUGCAUUUAUGUUUUUCUUGAACAGUCUUCUAAAGAACAAGAAGUUCAUUUGGAUGACUUCGUGAAACUUGAAAGACAUGGGUUUCAUUUUCUUGCACAGGUGUUCUUAGCUGUUUUCCAAGCGUUCAUUCUGAGAAUCGAAAAUGAUUUUGGAAGAGUUUGUUUGGCCAUGUUCACUGGACCUAUCUUGGCUCGUAUGUGUGGAAUCGCCCUAGAUAAGUUGAUUUAUGCUCAUAAUAUCUCGUGCUCACUAGCGAUGUUGUUUAUGUGCGUAUACAUCUUAUAUCUUGUUCCUGAAAUGCUUCAAGGUUUAGGAAGCACAUUACGUAGCCUCAAGAAUAUAUUCGUUAAUCAAGGCUUAGCCUCAGGAUGCGCGGAAAUUUGGCGUCGCUUGAGAUUAGCUGAACUUCUCACAUUUGCCUGGCUUACGUUGUUUGGGAUUAGAGUUUAUGUUGAAAUUUUUGAGAAGGGUCGCACGUGGCGUGAAGCUGGACCCGUGCUCCUAGCUGGAAUAGCUGAAAGUACAAACACUCCCCUAUCACUCCUAUCUCUUGCACUCACUGUCGGUUACCUUUCUAAAUGGAUUGUAGACGCAGCUCAGUUAGCUGUUGGUGGACGGAGAGAUCAUGGACAUGUUCUGAACAACUCUGGAUAUGCUGAAGCUUUCGUGUUAGUACUGUUAUGUGCUCAAACUAGUUUGAUUGGUAUGAAAACUGAGAAAAAGGCAUUUUUGAUGGGUCUCGCUCUUUUCAUAGUUGCGUCCGCCUUACUUCACUCUCUUUAUCAACUUCUUGAACCUCAGAUGCUGGUUUUAGCCGCUUGUCCCUCUAGUAAUCGAAGUCGCCAUUUGGGAUGUCUAAUACUAGCAACGUUCCUACUCCUAGCUCCCAUAGGCAUGUGCUACUCUAUUCUCAUAUUCUUACCGUUGGAUUUAUGGUGUAUCAUAAUUUGCUCACACAGUGUUCUAGUUUGCUUACAUAGCGCAUCGGCUAUAUCACAAUACUUUAUUGGAGUGGUUGACUCACGUUCCGCGGAACCUUGGGAGCAGAGUGAUGAUCUCCUGUUUGGAGUGAAAGCUGUUACUAAAUGCAUCGAGCUGUUAGUUGCUAUGAUUGUUGUGGGUUAUGGAAGUUUUCUGGUUGUGCAAGGAGAUUGGACCAUUGUGACUCUAGGAAUUAUAAUAUUCCACAUCGUGAUCAAUAUUUGCAAUAAAAUGGACGAUUUGCAUACGAUGGUCGUAUCGAGAAGACAGGCAACGAAAAACAUAAGUCAGUUGGCCAAAGCUAAUGGAACUGAGUUGAAAGAUCGAGGAGAUGUAUGUGCUAUCUGCAUAAUGGAGAUGGUAGAAGAAGCACGUGUUACUCCCUGCAAGCAUUACUUCCAUGGCGCCUGUUUACGCAAAUGGCUUACAGUGAAACAAGUCUGCCCCCUAUGCUACACGGAAAUCACUGCCGAUCCUCCAAUUAGUUCGGUAGAACAAGAGCCUGUUGUUACGAGAGAUGCAGAAUGGCGAGAAAUUCAUAGAAUGGAUGGAGCUAGAGACAUGUGGCCACUGUUACGAGAAAGAGAUUAUGAGUCGGAUGACAGUAGUACGACUUCAUCUAAUGGUGACUCGGAGUACACUCUUCGUAGUACAGAUACAGAUGGUGAUGUUGCACGUUGA
Molecule: messenger RNA, 2055 nt
Organism: Auanema sp. JU1783
Lineage: Eukaryota; Metazoa; Nematoda; Chromadorea; Rhabditida; Rhabditidae
Source: the annotation of a GenBank genome assembly